This is a messenger RNA of Mya arenaria, 1636 nucleotides long. RefSeq names its product neo-calmodulin-like. Gene Ontology annotation, molecular function: calcium ion binding. Bases 100 to 582 code for a protein of 160 amino acids. The record is from RefSeq and is a predicted model, not a curated record. Gene Ontology annotation, cellular component: myosin II complex. NCBI's taxonomy places the organism in Eukaryota, Metazoa, Mollusca, Bivalvia, Myida, Myidae. The transcript is spliced from 6 exons.
UUUUACGCCUCGUGGUCUUCUUUUGUAUUAUUGUUUUUAAAUUUGUAAUUACUGCAACAUUUUAUGCACAUUAUUUAAGAUUUAAACGGAAGUAUCAAGAUGGGUGAUGAUUUGGACGAGCAUCACAUCGAGCAUAUACCGGAACAAAUCGUUGAAGAGUUUCGAGAAGCGUUCGGCCUAUUUGACCGAGACGGGGAUGGAACAAUAAGCGUUCAAGAGUUUGUCGAUACUCUCCGAUCUCUUGGCCAAGAGCCAUCACAGAUGGAGAUCGACGAAAUGAUUCAUAAAAUCGACAGAAACGGCGAUGGAGUAAUCGAUUUUGAAGAAUUUAAACGUCUUAUGUACCACAAAAUGAAACACACGGACGGAUCCGAAGAAAUAAAAGAUUUCUUCCUGGUAUUAGAUAGAGAUAGUUCAGGUUAUUUCACUGCAGAUGAUCUGUACAAGGUUAUCACUGGUGUUGGUGAAAUGAUAUCACUCGAGGAAACAAUUGAGCUUGUAGCCGCGACUGGGACAAAAGAUAAAGGACAAGUUAAUUAUGAAGAAUUUUGUGACCUGGUGAAAAUGAUUAUUACUAGAUGAGUGUCGAGCGGUGGGUGUGAUGGACAAUCUUAGAGAAGUGAUAAAUUUGCUUAAAUUUGUCUAGUUGUCUACCUUCUAUAAAACGAAUAGAAGUGCGCAAAAGGUAGGAGUAGGUCAUCCAGUCCACGCUUAUAUAUAUAUAUUUGACCGCAGAAUUGUAUGUUUUAUUUAUUUUAUGUAAAGUCAUAAGUACUUCGUUUGAUUGGAAUACAUGUAUUAUUUAUUUUAUUUCCUUGUUUCAAGAUAUGAAGGUAAUUCCAUCAAGAUUCAUACGAGCAUUUGUUGUAUAGAGUGUUUAAAGUCGCUCCAGUGAUCUUGAUGAGUGCCCCAUGGCCCUAACAUAGACAUUGAUACCAAGUUUGCUAUAUAGAAAACAUACUUUAAAAUAAGGAGGAAACGGGCUAAAUUUUGUCCCAUUUUAGAAUCAGAGCUUGCAUUUUCUUGCGCAAUUGUUAUAUUUUUAUACCAGCGGUACUUUGUCAAUCCAAACAUAAUUGUUAAUGAGUUGUGUUCGUCUUUGUUUACAUAUACCGCUUCCUCUAGAUUGUGUUUAAUAUGAAGAUUGUGUUUAAUAUGACUUUAUCAGGUAACUCCACAAGUUCUGACAUUACCAUUAAUAUUUCGACAAGUUAUUAAUUACUGUUAGUGCAAUUAAUAAUUGUUGAAAACAUUUUUUUGAAAUUAAGUUAUCACGAUCGAAUCCCUCAGCACGCUUACUCUUUUAUAUUCAUAUGUAAAUAGCAUAUCAAUUUUGCAAUAUCAAUACAAAACAUGGUUCAUCAUAUACAGAAGAAGAAAAAAAAUAUUAUCAAAUACCAUAUGACUUAAUGUUUUAACUAUGUUAAGCUUAUUUCUUGUCAUGCCUUGCCAUGUUAGAUAUUGAAUUGUUGUGUUUAAUUUUAAUAUAAAAGUUUGUGCGCAUAAAUAUUUUUCAAAGAGACAAACUUGUAUUUCAUGUUUGGUUGUUGUUGUUGUUUUUUGUUAUUUUUUUUCAUAAGCACGUGAAAUUAGGUUCUAAUUUUCUUGAUCAUUGCAAAUAAAGAUCAUUGAAGCC